AUGAACGAUGAACUUAAAAAAGCAGCUAUUUUUGAACGAUCAACUCGUAAGGUGAUCUUGACUGGUAGUGAAACGGCUGAACAGGCAAAAGAAGCAGAAGAACAACAAGUCAUGAUCCCUCGUCCUCCUACUUUUAAAGAUGUUCAUCAACAACGCAUUCAUUUCAAACAACGGUUGGCGGCUGGCUUCCGUUUAUUGGCCAAGUUUGGUUGGGAUGAAGGCGUAGCAGGUCAUGCUACUGUGAGAGAUCCAGAAUAUCCUGAUUUGUUUUGGGUUAAUGCGUUCGGACAACAUUUUGGAACAAUCAAAGCAAGUGACUUGGUAUUGGUGGAUCAUGAUGGUAAUAUUGUACGUGGUAAUCGAUUUGUGAACAAGGCAGCGUUUGUCAUUCAUGGUACUAUCCAUGCUGCACGUCAAGAUGUUCAAUGUGCUGUUCAUACACAUUCUAUGUAUGGAAAAACAUUUUCAAGUUUAGGUCGACCUUUACUCCCGAUUUCUCAAGAUGCAUGUGCCUUUUUUGAAGAUCAUAGUAUUUAUGAUCAAUUUGGAGGGGUUGUAUUUGAUGCUGAAGAAGGAAAACGUUUGGUGGCUGCAUUAGGACCCAAAAACAAGGCGAUUAUUUUACAAAAUCAUGGAUUAUUAACAACGGGUGAAUCGAUCGAUGCUGCUUUUUGGUGGUUUGUGUCUAUGGAACGAUGUUGUCAAUCUCAAUUGUUGGCAGAAGCAGCGGCUGUGAAUGGAUAUCAUGAUUUGAAAGUGAUUCCUGAUGAUAUUGCACGAGGGACUUAUCAAAAGGUCGGAACACCUUUAUCUGGUUAUGCACAAUUUCAACCUAUGUUUGAUAUGAUUAUCAAAGAACAACCUGAUUGUUUGGAUUGAUUGAAAUAAAAAAUAAA
Messenger RNA from Halteromyces radiatus, 896 nucleotides. RefSeq names its product class II aldolase/adducin N-terminal. The record is from RefSeq and is a predicted model, not a curated record. The transcript has 5 exons. Gene Ontology annotation, molecular function: actin filament binding. Lineage: Eukaryota; Fungi; Mucoromycota; Mucoromycetes; Mucorales; Cunninghamellaceae. The coding region runs from base 1 to 879 and encodes 292 amino acids. Gene Ontology annotation, cellular component: cytoskeleton.